Phytophthora nicotianae INRA-310 is the source of this 1053-nucleotide messenger RNA. RefSeq lists its product as hypothetical. Bases 214 to 684 code for a protein of 156 amino acids. NCBI's taxonomy places the organism in Eukaryota, Oomycota, Peronosporomycetes, Peronosporales, Peronosporaceae. Gene Ontology annotation, molecular function: DNA binding; zinc ion binding. The transcript has a single exon. The record is from RefSeq and is a predicted model, not a curated record.
GGACGUGGAAAGGUCGCCCGAGAGGGAGAGAGGGGGGGGGGGGCGAGAAGAGAGAGAAACGGAGGAGCAUUCAUCGUUUCUCUGGGUGGGGAACAAGCGAGCGAGGCGACAGCGGAGCAGGUCCGGGCGUUUGCUACAGAGCCAGCGAUACACAGCGGAGAGCAGAAGGGUUUUGUCUUCCCCCUUGUCUAUUUACAACUACAGAUCGACACCAUGCAGCAGGAGCGUGAGAGCGCGGAGUUGUGCCUGAACGGCUGCGGUUUCUUUGGCGCGCCGGGCAGCGGUGGCAUGUGCAGCGUGUGCUGGAAGAAGACCAUGUCGGACCGUCAGGCGGCGACUGCAUCCCCCCGAGCGGCUGAACAGAAGGUGAACGAAGCGGCCACGCUGGAGACGGCCACGCCUGCCGAGGCCGAAACUGCGGACAACAACAGCGCGACGCUCAAGGAGGAGACGACCGAGAAGCCGGCGGAGAAGCUAGUACAGAAGAACAAGAAGCGCUGCUGGGAGUGCAAGAAGAAGGUGGGGCUUACGGCGAUCGAGUGCCGAUGCGGCUACGUGUUCUGCAGCAGCCACCGAUUCGAGGAUCAGCACAACUGCACCUUCGACUUCAAGGCGGCAGACCGCGCCGAGCUCGCUCGCCGUAACCCUGGCGGAGGCGAGUUCAGCAAGCUGGAGAAGCUGUAAGCUGGACCGCCUGGUCUGGCUAUGAGACCACCGCGCAGACGAGCAACGGAUCGGCGACGACGGCUCGCGAUCAGUCAAGUGCUGACUUCGGGAGCUAGUACCGCACCGAGCCAGCGCGGCUGGAGAUUGAAGGACGGAGGAGAACGCGCUGGAACGGCAGCGAGCGGCAGCAGCGCGUUGGUGGAUGUAAUAUUAGGACGGAGGCCCAGUGCCAGCCAGCGAGCAGAGCGCCGUGGCCACAACAGCCUCCCAGAGAAUCGCUUAGCUUUUCGCCAUCCAUGCUUUCCAAUUCCAUUUUUUUUUUUAGGAGAACGCACUUGAUUUUCUUAUUCAAUCGGACUUUCAUUUGCAAAAGUUUCAAGUUGGUUA